GCUGGGCCUGAUAAACGUCUAAACUCUGAAGGUCCGUGAGAGUGCUGGUAUAAAUAGAGGGUUAGGGUUUUUGCGCAGCAUUUCUACCCCUUCAAAACUCCAAACCAGGAGCAUCCAGCGGUACCGGAGGCAAAGCAGAUCAACACUCGAAAAUGGCGAGAGGUUUGAAGAAACAUAUGAAGAGGCUCAAUGCCCCCAAGCAUUGGAUGCUCGACAAAUUGGGAGGAGCAUUUGCACCCAAACCAUCCUCUGGACCUCACAAGGCUAGGGAGUGUUUGCCACUUAUUCUUAUCCUGCGUAACAGGUUGAAGUAUGCUUUGGUUUACCGUGAAGUCAUUGCUAUUCUGAUGCAACGUCAAGUUUUGGUAGAUGGAAAGGUCAGGACUGACAAGACCUAUCCUGCUGGUUUUAUGGAUGUCAUUUCCAUCCCGAAAACCAAUGAAAACUUCCGACUUCUCUAUGAUGUCAAGGGUCGUUUUAGGCUUCAUUCAGUCAGGGAUGAGGAGGCCAAGUUCAAGCUCUGCAAGGUUCGCAAUGUCCAGUUCGGUAACAAAGGUAUUCCAUACCUUAACACAUAUGAUGGAAGGACCAUUCGUUACCCAGACCCCCUCAUCAAGGCCAAUGACACCAUCAAGCUUGACUUGGAGGAGAACAAGAUUGUUGACUUCAUCAAGUUUGAUGUUGGAAAUGUGGUUAUGGUCACUGGUGGAAGGAACAGAGGGCGUGUAGGAGUUAUCAAGAACAGGGAGAAGCAUAAGGGUAGCUUUGAGACCAUUCACGUUCAGGAUUCUCAAGGUCAUGAGUUUGCUACCCGAAUGGGAAAUGUGUUCAUCAUUGGUAAAGGUACAAAGCCUUGGGUGUCUCUCCCCAAGGGCAAGGGUAUUAAGCUUUCCAUCAUUGAGGAGGCACGCAAGAGAGCCGAGAAGGCAGCUGCUUAAAUUAAUCUUGAUAAUGACAUGGUCCAUUUUUGUUUGUUGGGACAUUUGGCGCGGUAGAGUUUUUGUAGUUUGAACUGUUUCAAAUUUUAUAGUUUAUUAAGCAAUCAUAGAAUAGAGUUGCUUCUGAACCAGAGAGUUCAAGUUUUUCACAUGGAACCAUGGUAUUUCUUGCUGCUUGUUGAACCUUUUUGUUUAUGCAUAAUGUCUUUGCUUUUCUGGUAA
Messenger RNA from Amaranthus tricolor (Joseph's coat), 1160 nucleotides. RefSeq names its product 40S ribosomal protein S4. The record is from RefSeq and is a predicted model, not a curated record. Gene Ontology annotation, cellular component: cytosolic small ribosomal subunit; ribosome. Gene Ontology annotation, molecular function: structural constituent of ribosome; RNA binding. Gene Ontology annotation, biological process: translation. Bases 153 to 938 code for a protein of 261 amino acids. The transcript has 5 exons. NCBI's taxonomy places the organism in Eukaryota, Viridiplantae, Streptophyta, Magnoliopsida, Caryophyllales, Amaranthaceae.